Messenger RNA from Cladophialophora bantiana CBS 173.52, 5253 nucleotides. RefSeq lists its product as uncharacterized. The record is from RefSeq and is a predicted model, not a curated record. Gene Ontology annotation, cellular component: nucleus. NCBI's taxonomy places the organism in Eukaryota, Fungi, Ascomycota, Eurotiomycetes, Chaetothyriales, Herpotrichiellaceae. Gene Ontology annotation, molecular function: histone demethylase activity; DNA binding. The transcript has 4 exons. Bases 1 to 5253 code for a protein of 1750 amino acids. Gene Ontology annotation, biological process: chromatin remodeling.
AUGGUCGCUCCACCCUCGACUGGUGGUGUCGCACCACAGGCUCCCACUAUAAAGCCAUCGUCAUCAGCUUCGAGAAUGAACGGCGCUCCUCCUGCUGCCAUGACCACGCCCUCGUUUCCCUACAGCGCCCGCUAUGCUCCACCUCUUGAUUUGCGAACCGUCGAGCGCAAAGGCCAUGCCUCCAGUCGCGAUCCUCCUGCGAGAAGGAGACUUCAUGACCUACCCGAAGCGCCCACUUUCCGACCUACAGAGGCAGAAUUUCGUGAUCCGAUGGAGUACAUUCGAAGUAUAUCGGAGAAGGCUAGCAAGUACGGUAUCUGCAAGAUUAUCCCGCCAGAAAACUGGAACCCAGACUUCGCCAUCGACACAGAGCGCUUUCAUUUUCGCACUCGGCGCCAGGAGAUCAAUCUGGUUGAAGGAGGAAAUCGUACGAAUCUCAACUAUCUAGACCAGCUGGCCAAGUUUCACAAACAAUAUGGCGCACACCUCAAUCGGUUUCCCUCUGUCGAUAAGCGUCCACUUGACCUUUAUAAACUCAAAAAGGCCGUCGAAGUCCGUGGCGGUUUUGAAAGAGUCUGCAAGGACAAGAAGUGGGCUGAGAUUGGCAGAGACUUGGGAUACAGUGGAAAGAUCAUGUCGUCACUAUCAACAUCCCUCAAGAAUUCCUAUCAACGAUGGCUACAUCCGUACGAGGAAUGGCUGAAGUACGCCAAACCCGGCGUCCAACAACAGCUCGAUCACGAACAUGGCGGAGCGUACUCACUAUCAGUCACACCCCAUCAACCUGGGAUCAAUCACCCACCUCCAUCUCAGUCUGCUGCGCCUGCCACUACAACGGAUUCUCCCAAACCCGCCCAAAGGUCCCUAACUCCCCAAAUACCAAAUUCUCCUGGCCCAUCACAACAGCAGCCAUCGGCACCAUCAAUACCACCUGCCACUCAACCGAGAGCGGUGUCAUCGUCAAGUUUCACUGCUGUUAACAGUGGCUUCACCGCGGUAAACAGCCCUUCAGGGUUUACGGCUGUGAAUUCCGCCCCACCUCCCGUGGUGAAGAAAGAAGUCAACGGUGUGGCAGCAUCGACCAAAACUCCGGCUCCCUCGUUCCCUUCAAUCAAUGGACCCACAAUAACGACAAUACAAAUGUCGAAUGGGACAUCGAACCCACUGAAGCGGACAAUGAGCCUUGACAGUCUCAAUGGCGAGUCUGGCUCCGAGGGAUUAGAUGGUGAAGGAGAUGGCGCAAAUGGCAGGAGAAGCAAGAGGCCUAAAAAGGACGUUAUGCCCACGAUUCCGGGCAAUCACAUACCUGCAAUGCGUCCGACAACCCCUCAAGUGCGUACCAAAACGGUCCCCCGGAGGCAUGGCGAGAAAUGCGAGAAAUGCGGAAAGUCAGACAACAAGGAGAGCAUUCUUGUAUGCGACAGCUGCGACACUGGGUAUCACAAGCAUUGUGUGGAGCCACCUUUGAACCAUGUGCCUGAAUAUGACUGGCACUGUUCGAAAUGCUUGGUGGGGACGAAUGACUACGGUUUCGAGGAAGGCAGCAUCUAUUCUUUGAAACAAUUUCAAGAGAAGGCCAACAACUUCAAAGAUCACUACUUUUCGGCCCGGAUGCCUUUCGACCCCAUCUCCAAUACACAAAGAAAACCGACCGAGGAUGAUGUCGAACGUGAGUUUUGGAGACUGGUUGAAGACAUCACUGAGUCGGUCGAAGUUGAAUACGGUGCAGACAUUCACUCGACGACUCACGGCAGCGGCUUCCCGACAGUGGAGAAGAACCCCCUCGAUCCAUAUUCGAAGGACCCCUGGAACUUGAAUGUCAUGCCAUUCCUCGAAGAGUCGCUAUUCAGGCACAUCAAGGGUGAUAUUUCUGGGAUGACGGUGCCAUGGCUAUACGUGGGCAUGUGUUUCUCGACAUUCUGCUGGCACAAUGAGGAUCACUACGCAUAUUCAGCAAAUUAUCAACAUUUUGGUGCCACAAAGACGUGGUAUGGCAUUCCUGGCAAAGACGCGUAUCGGUUUGAAGACGCAAUGCGAAAAGCAGUCCCCGAAUUGUUCGAGACGCAACCCGAUUUACUCUUUCAAUUGGUCACCAUUCUUCCGCCACAUCAGCUGCGAAAAGCUGGAGUCGAGGUUUACGCGCUCGACCAACGCGCGGGCCAAUUCGUCAUCACGUUUCCCCAAGCGUACCAUGCGGGAUUCAAUCAUGGGUUCAACUUCAACGAAGCCGUCAAUUUUGCGCCUGCUGACUGGGAACCAUUCGGCGAGGCAGGCGUGCAGCGACUGCAGGAAUUCCGGCGCCAACCAUGCUUCUCACAUGAUGAGCUUCUCUUCACUGCGGCGGCGUCAGAUGGCACAAUCAAAACAGCCAAGUGGUUGGGACCGGCGCUCGAGCGGACCCGAGCCCGAGAAUUGGCCGAACGUCAAGGCUUCGUGGCUCUGCACCAGCGACACUUUCCGCACGAUGACUGCACGUUUGAUACGUUGACUCCUGAGCCCACAGAGUCUUGCGGCCUGAUUAUCAAGGUCGAGAAUGUCGAGCUUGAAGAGGAUGAAUAUCAGUGCUGCUAUUGUAAAGCGUUUUCUUACCUUUCUCAAUUCCGGUGCCACCGCAGCGGCAAGGUCACAUGUCUUUUGCACCCUGAGGUGGCUGAUUGCUGCCCUGCCUCUCCCAGUGAAAGGCUGAGGGGACCCAACCAUAGCCUUUCGGUGCGUUACACCAACCAGGAGCUGAGCAAUAUUGUUCAGAAAGUGGUGGACAGAGCAAACGUCCCUGAAGCAUGGGAGGCAAAGGUAGAGGCUCUGUUAGCGGACGAAGCUCGACCUGCCCUCAGGUCAAUGCAUACGCUCCUGACAGAAGGCGAGAAGAUACCAUGUCCGCUAAAGGGAUUGGAUGAUCUGGCCGAUUUCGUCAAGAAAUGCGACCAAUGGGUGGAUGAGGCAAACCUCUACCUCACCCGAAAGCAGCAGAACAGACGAAAGAAUGAUAAGUCUUGGCGACGUUCUUCUCUCCGGUCUGGCAGAGCAGAGGACAAGGACACUGAGCCACAACUCACCGUGGAACGUAUGAAGGAAUUGAUUGAAGACGGAGAGCUGCUCGGGUUCACUGCGCCUCAGCUCGAAAGUCUGAGAGAAAAAGUCACCCGUGUCGACGAGUGGCGGGCCAGCGUGAAUCGCAUCUUGACGGGCCAGCAUCAAGCGAUGCCCGACGAGCUGGACACUUUGCUCGAGGAAGGCCGCGGGUUUGUGGCUGCUAUGCCUGAACUGACAAGUUUGGAGCAAGUCUACGCGCGGACGAACUGGCUACAAGAUGUUCAAAAGGUUCAGAAAGAUGUGCAGUCAAAGACACUUGAUGAUUGCAAAGAACUUCUCAAGCGUGCUACGGAACUAGAAAUCACACCACAAGUGCCUGAAAUUUUGUUUCUGACUGAAGUGGUGAGACAGGGUGAGUUCUGGGAGAUCAAAGCAAAAGAAGUCAUGGCGGCCGAGGAUGUCCACUAUCCACAGUUGGAAUCGCUACACUCGCAAGUGCAGAAUCAAGUCUUCCCCGUCAACAAGGAGACCUUGGAGCAGAUGGACGUCAUUCUAGCUAAGAAUCGUGAGGCGAAACGGCAGAUCAUAACGUUGGUCGAACGGAGCCAUGACCCAGAUUUCCGAAAGCGCCCGAUGUAUGUGCAUGUCAGGGAUGUUGUCAAGAGCUUUGAAGAUCUGAACGGCAAACCUCACGGCGCUUCCGACUUGGAGAAAGAAUUGAGACGACACGAAGAUUGGAUGAGGAGAGGCAAGAAAUUGUUUGGCAAGGCCAACGCCCCACUUCACAUCCUCGAACAACACAUGAAGUUUGUGGAGGAGAAGAACAAUUACUGCUUCGACCUGAAUGACACGUUCAGGCCCCCAGUCGAACCGGCGUCGCGAGAAGCUACUCCCAUUGAGGGUCAGGAGAAGGGCGCGCUUGGUGAUGAGGAGAAGCCUGUUUUCUGUAUUUGUCGCCAACCAGAGGCGGGGCUUAUGAUUGAGUGCGAAAUUUGUCACGAUUGGUAUCAUGCAAAAUGCCUCAAGCUUGCAAGAGGAAAAGUCAAGGAAUGCGAGAUGUUCACUUGUCCUAUUUGCGAUUGGCGAGUUAAGAUCCCUCGAGAUGCAGCCCGGCCGAAACUCGAGGAUCUACAGGCCUGGCAGGAUGAAAUCCAGGAUCUACCCUUUCAACCGGAGGAGGAAGACUUGCUCAAGCGAAUAAUCGAUAAGGCGCAGGCAUUCCGCGAGUUCCUGAUGCGAUACACCACCAGCGGCCAGCUUUGUCGGACGAUUGACGAGAUGCCAGAAAUGCUGUUCUACCUCCGCAAGAUCGAGGGCGCAGAAGUUCUUCUGGCCUACGAAACAAACGUGUUACGGCAAGAGCUGCACAAAUGGCAGCCUAUUGCUCCCGAGCCACCGCCUAUUCUGGAUCAGAGUCUGUCGACCCGCAAACCUCGGCCAACAAAGCAGCAGAAGUUGAUGAAGGAGCUGGGAGUCGAGAAGCCCGAGGACCUUCCACCGCACUUACGCACAAAGACCUACGUGCGAAGAAAGACGCAGGAAUCGUUUGUUACCGGGCCUCUGCUUCCGAAGCCGUCAACGCAAUCACCGUCAGCACCAGGCUCGGCCGCCAGUCCCAGUCAGAAUGGUACGACCGCUGAAGGUUCUUCUGCCAUGCAGAGGCAAGAAUCCAACGACAAUGCACCACCCAGUAGGACGUUUGAAGCUGGAUUCAUAUCCGGAUCGUCCUUUGCAGAACGUCGCCCUUCUCCUUUUUCACCCAACUCACCGUCAUUGUUCAGCCCCACUAGGGAGCCACCGCAUGAAGAGCUGAGGGAUCCGAUGAUGCCCACAUUUGGUGGAGAUAACUCGGAAGGACGAAACCACGACCCGUCAUUCCCUAUGUUCCGAUCGGACGCUGGAUUGGGUCUCGAUGGCGAAGACGAUAUCGCUAGCGGACUUUCCAAUGCAUCUGCGAGUGCACCAAACUCUGCCAGGGGCGGCUCAUCAUCGGGAAGAGGUGAAUACGAUAACAUGUUCAUGGACAUGACAAAUCCUGAUGCGGACACGAGUAAUGAGCCUGUGCCGAGCCUGGAGCAAGAGGCCGGCCACGCGAGCGAGGCACUUGACAUGAUUCGAACAGCGAGCAAUGAUUCGGUGGGCGAUCAUGGGGACUCGGAGGAUGGAGAUAACGUCUCCAAACACUUUGACGACUUUAUCAAUGGAGACGAACAGAGCUAG